Drosophila subobscura is the source of this 1956-nucleotide messenger RNA. RefSeq names its product DNA-binding protein K10 (gene fs(1)K10). The transcript is spliced from 2 exons. Lineage: Eukaryota; Metazoa; Arthropoda; Insecta; Diptera; Drosophilidae. Bases 173 to 1390 code for a protein of 405 amino acids. The record is from RefSeq and is a predicted model, not a curated record.
UUGUCAUCACUAUAUUGCCCUCAAAUUCGUAACCUGUCCAAAAAAAAAAGAACGAAUAAAUGUUUGAUUUAAGUGUUUGUUGCAGUACGUACGGUAAUAAAUAUUGAGUGUGAUCCUAACUGCGGAUCGUCUGUGUGUGGCGCAGCCGCAACCAAUUCGUUUUGCUCGUUAAAUGAUGUCCAAAAACAACAAUCAGCAGAACCGGGCGAUGUAUCAGAAUCAAAGCCAGAACCAGCAGCAGCACAUCCACAAUGCUCGUGUUGCUGCUGCACCGUACAGGAAACCCUUUCGCGGGCCACCAAAGAUGUACUCAUCCUGCCAGAUGCCCAGCGAUCCACUCUACAUAGACUUCAACAGCCCCACCGCGGCCAGCAAGCCACCGACCAAGCCGGCUGCCCAGUCGCAGUCGCCGUUAAAGACUUCUGCCCGUCCUCCGGCUGCUGCUGCAGCCACCGCCAAGCCACAGGCCACUGCCCCAGGUCCUGCUGGGAGCUGGAAGCCGCUCAAACAGGCGACAAAGCAGCAGCAGCCCAAGGCUAAGCAGCAACUGCCACAGCAGCAGGGACACCUGAACGGACAUGCGCACGCAAAUGGAAAUGGCAGCGGUGACGGCAGCCACAAAUGGCCACCAAAGCCGCGCUUUCAUCCUCACAAUCGCUUCAACGGCGGCGGCUGCAACGGUGGCUUCAACCGGCCGCCACCUCUCCAUGGCUGUGCGCCUCACAUGAUGCCGCUGAUGGGUCCCGGACCACGCUGCGGUGGACCAAUGCCAAUGCCGCCAUAUCCACCGAUGCCUUAUCCGCCACAAAUGGUGCCGCCCAUGGCCAUGCGCUGUCCGAUGCCACCGAUGGGCGGUCCACUACCGCCACCGCCACCGCCACACUUUAUGCGCCACAAUGGACGCGGUGCACCCAUGCACAUGAUGGGCGGUCCGCCCAUGCAUCUGAUGGGUCCACGCAUGCCGCCGCGUGGCCCACCGCCCGGCGUGCCCUACAUGAACGGCGGCCCCAACGGGGGCAGAAUCAAGAAGCCAAAUCCCGUGCUCAUCAAGCAGGUGGUCAAGGGCAAGAGCACCAUUAAGACGCUCAAGAAUAUGGUGAACCAGUAUCCACUGGACAAGCCCUGGGUGACGGAGCAAAUACGCGGCGAGCACGACAAGAAGGUGAACAUUGAGAAUCGUUUGAAGGGCAAGAAGGACGAUGCGCUCUUUGCGCAGUUCAAGGUGCAGCGCGACAAGUUUGUGGCGCAGUACGAGGCAGCGCGCGAGAAUUACCUAAAGCAAGAGGCAGCCUCUGUUAUGGCCAAGGAUGCCAAAACAGACAAAGAAAAAGAGAAAGAGAAAGACAAAGAAAUAAACACAAAUUCGAAUGCAGCAACUGCGAGUCUGUAGGAGAGACCGAAGCGAGCAGCAGCAACAAGAUGAAGAAGUCUGAGUAACAUAAGCAGCUCCGAUGGCGAGGAUCGAGUGUGCCAGAGCCAAGGCUGCAUGCAGCUUAAUUGCGUUAUCCAACACCAGCCCCUAAGCCCUGGCUUAACCCAAGCCUACCCCAUCCUUAUCCCUAGCUUAACCCUCCACCUACCCCUACCCACUGCUGUUGCCUGUCGCUUCUCGUCCGAGUCGCAGAUAUUAGAAUAUGCCUAGCCAUAUUUAUUAUUAUUAUUAAUUAUUGUAUCCCCCCGAGAGAGCUUUUGCUGCAACCCAAGAACUGAUUGUAUUUUCUAGGCUCUGCGCUUAGAAAUCUACAAUUGAGUUGACACUUUGUAAAUAACUUUGCCAGCCAGCCGACUGCUCAUUUGUUUGUACACUGUACACCCCAGUUUGUACUUGUUCCUGCCACCCAAGCCUCUUGUAAAUAGACAUAGAGACAGACACAUCCCUCCAUCCACGCACCACCCACCAGGCACCCAUCAGCCAACAGGCGACACUGUUCCCCGUCCAGCAAAAGGAAUUCCAAC